Molecule: messenger RNA, 1989 nt
Organism: Caenorhabditis briggsae
Lineage: Eukaryota; Metazoa; Nematoda; Chromadorea; Rhabditida; Rhabditidae
Gene: Cbr-hcp-4
Product: Protein CBR-HCP-4
Exons: 8
Coding region: 1-1989 (662 amino acids)
Source: RefSeq, a predicted model, not a curated record
AUGUCAUAUUUAAAUGAGAAAAGCGUCUUGAACGAAACAACUCAACUGAAUGAGACAGGCGAUGUUGAAGAACAAGUAUGGAGAAAAGAAGGUUUGGAUGAGAAUGACAUAUUUAAACGACAGGAGGCUCGCAAACAGAAGCAGAUGAGAGAUGUGAGUUUACGAAUCCAGUGGAUGGAAAAUGCAGAAGAUCGUCUGAACAGAGAAAAAUAUGGAGCCAAGGGAUUCGAGGACAUGCUUGCCCUUCCACAAUAUUCUUCAGAGCGCGAGAGUGACGAAGACGACCACAACGAAGAAAAUCAGAAAGCCCCCGAGAUUCCAAUAUUUGCGAUCCCUUCACUUCCGAAGCAUAUGAAUGAAAAGUCAAUGCUGGGUUCACCGGUUGCCGGUAGUAGAGGAAGCGGGAAGGCAGGUCUCAGUUGUUCAACUCCAAAAAGUGCAAACGAUGUCUCCAUGCGUUCCCUUAGAGCCCUCGACCUGUCGCAUGUUAUAAACACGGAUCAUCUUGAUGCUAACAAAACGAAUGGUGAAGAAUCAGAUCUUCAAAAGACUCAUACUAUUCAAAAAAUGGCAAGUAGCGAAGGAUCAACUCUUCAAAAGACUCAUACUAUUCAUGAAGAUGGAAGUAACGAAAGAAACUUACCUACUCCAGAAGAAAACGAUAUCGCUGACACCGAUGUUCGCAACCCUUCGAAUGGAGGCGAACAGAAGAGAAAAGCAAAGAAAGUUGGGGCUCAAGACAGAGAAAGGCGUGGAGCAAAUCUUAGUAUGUCUCUGAUGAAUUCUAUGAUGGAAGAUGUACCUUCUUCCGGCGCCAAUUUAUUGAAACAUCCGCUGAAAAAAGUUAGGCCGGAAACGAAGAGCCCACAAAAGCCACGAGUUAUGGGUAGACUCAGUACAGAAUCAGACAAAGAGAAGACUAUUGAGAUGGGAUCGAUUGCUGAAGAGUCUUCAAUAGCUGAAUCGAUGGGAUCCUCAUAUGUAGAUCCUGUUCCAGAGAACGCAACUGCUUUUUCACCAGUUCCUGAAGAAGAAGAACCGAUGGAGAUUGCGAACACCACUCCCAAAUCAACCCGCCGUGGAUCAAGCUUCGUAACUCCCCACAGUUUGAUGGAAAGAGCAAGAGGAGGGACACUUUUCUCAACUCCAGUUCCACCAGUUGUUGACGCCGUCACACCCAAACUUAACUAUCAGAAACAAACCGUUUCAUCAGCAUUAAAAAUGAAGGGUGCUCCCAAUAGCUGUGAACUUCUUGAUGUGGAUCGUAGAUGUCGCUCAGGUCCGAAGAAAUCCGUCAAUGUGGCCAGAGAGUCACCGAAAGAUAACGAUGAUGGGAAUGGAAAACCGGAAGACGUUGUUAUUGAUGAUAGCAAAUUGAAUGAUGAAGAAAUGUGUGAUGUGACGGUUGAAAUGCCCCAAAAUGUCGAACAGGCAGCGAGCGGUGUAGAACUCGAUAUGAACGGAUUGACACUUCAUUCAGCUAACGUAAGCUAUAACUUGGACCAUGACGGUUUGGAUGAUUUCCAUGGAGAUCCCAAUUUUGAAGAUGAAAGAAACGAAAGUGAGGAUGCUGGGUCUUCUACCCGCAGAACAACUAGAAGUCGAAUUGGAUUACUCAGUGACUCAAUCGCUACUGUGAAUUCGCCUGGCGUCGAUCGUCGUCAAACUGGGAAAAAUUACAGGAAUGAUACUAUUCCAGAAGACUCGUGGGAUUCUGAUGAAGAAGUCGUUUCUAGAAGGCGCAAUGAUGUUAGAAACACUGUAAAAAUUGGAUUGCAGCUAAAGAAGAGAGAAAUUAUUCAACCUGACGAUGCAACGAAUGGUGUUAGACGAUCUCAACGCAAUAGAGUCAAGCCUGUUCGGUCGUGGCUUGGAGAGAAACCUGUGUACGUGAACUCUCCAAGCGGAGGAAAGAGACUGACUGGAGUUACUGAUGUUAUUAUCAAAGACAAACGAUUGUGCAAGUACAGAACUGGGGACUCGUUCUAG